AAGUACAACAGUUCAUUUCCUCCGAAUCUAUAAAACCUUGCAGCGUAUUUUUUUGCAGUGAGUUCAACUUCCGCAAUCAGUCAGAGUAAUUCUUCAGAAUGAAGACAAUAAAGAUUCUAUUUUUAUUUAGUUUUAGUGGAUAUCUCAAAUUGUAUGAUUGUCUUUCCAUGAAACAAUUCGAUGCUUCCUUAAACACAAUGCGUUCGCUUUGCCAACCCAAACAUAAAGUAUCUGUGGAGAUGCUCGACAAUCUAAGGAAGGGAAUUUUCGUUGAAGAUCGCGAGUUGAAAUGCUACACAAGGUGUAUCGCCCAAAUGACUGGCACGCUAAGCAAGAAAGGAGACAUCAUCAAUCAACGUAUGUUGGCUCAAAUUGACAUCAUUGUGCCAGAUGAAUUACGACCUUUGGCCCGAGAAGCAUUCCUCCAUUGUCAAGAUGUUCCAAAAGACUAUAAGGAAUCAUGCGAUAAAGUGUUUUACUUAACAAAGUGUGUACAAGCAUACAGUCCAGAGCAUUUUAAGUUUCCCUAGCUUCUUUUAAUAAAUAAAUAAAAGUAACUGAAAAA
This is a messenger RNA of Hermetia illucens (black soldier fly), 565 nucleotides long. RefSeq names its product general odorant-binding protein lush (gene lush). Gene Ontology annotation, biological process: sensory perception of smell; olfactory behavior. Gene Ontology annotation, cellular component: extracellular region. The record is from RefSeq and is a predicted model, not a curated record. The transcript is spliced from 5 exons. Bases 99 to 530 code for a protein of 143 amino acids. NCBI's taxonomy places the organism in Eukaryota, Metazoa, Arthropoda, Insecta, Diptera, Stratiomyidae. Gene Ontology annotation, molecular function: odorant binding; dibutyl phthalate binding.